Molecule: messenger RNA, 534 nt
Organism: Entrophospora candida
Lineage: Eukaryota; Fungi; Glomeromycota; Glomeromycetes; Entrophosporales; Entrophosporaceae
Source: the annotation of a GenBank genome assembly
AUGUAUUUUUUGAAGGCAACAACACUAUUAAGUGCUCUUGGGAGACAACCUGGCUUUUCUGUUUAUUCAUUAUUUAAAAAUACAAAAAGGCACUUAUUGGUAAUUGAGAUUAAACCUAAGAAUGAAGAUUGUAAUAGUGAUCUGGUGAAAUUAGCAAAUGAGAUGAAGGAUAUCAUAGAUAAAUACAUAGAUGAUAAUAUAAUUGGUAAUCAAUGUAGUGUUUAUGCAAUGGAUUUAAAAUAUGAUGGUAUUUAUUAUUAUAGACUGAUUUUGUUGGAUAAGUUUUUUUUACCACGAAAUUGUUAUGAUCUCGGUGUAAUCCCAGCAUCAAUUGAAGCAUUAACAGUAGUCAAAGCAAUAAUUACAAAAUUGAGAUUACAAAAAGAAAACUUAGAAGUAGUAAAGUAUAAAUUAACUAAGGGAAAAGAAAGAAUUGAAAAAGAUUAUAAAAACCUUGAAAAUAACAUUGCUGAAUUAGUUUCAAAAUAUUAUGAGCCAACUGAUGAAGAAAUAAAAACAGAUAAAGAUAAUUGA